Messenger RNA from Coniosporium apollinis CBS 100218, 1449 nucleotides. RefSeq lists its product as uncharacterized. The coding region runs from base 1 to 1449 and encodes 482 amino acids. NCBI's taxonomy places the organism in Eukaryota, Fungi, Ascomycota, Dothideomycetes. Gene Ontology annotation, cellular component: preribosome, large subunit precursor. Gene Ontology annotation, molecular function: protein binding. Gene Ontology annotation, biological process: ribosome biogenesis. The record is from RefSeq and is a predicted model, not a curated record. The transcript has 2 exons.
AUGUCCAAUCCCACUCCCGCCGGCGACCAAGCCAAGGUCCGCAUACAGCUCACCACCAGGCACGCAGAUCUCGGCCUACCGCAAGAUACCGGGCCUCUACUUGUUUCUACCAGCCUCCGCCGAAUACAGCUCUCCAGCCUUGUGAACAAUAUACUCUCCACUCCACGGCCUGUGCCGUUCGAGUUCCUCAUCAGCGGCCAGUUCUUGCGUACGAGCAUAGACGACUUCCUCACCAGGAAUGGCAUAUCCGCGGAAACCACGCUUACAGUGGAAUACGUGCGCGCUCUCAUACCGCCAACAUACGUAGCAUCCUUCGAGCACGAUGACUGGGUCAGUUCAGUAGACGUCUUGAGUGCUUCUUCACCGGCGGCAGGAUGGGCAGGCGCAGAUAUAGCUGCGGGUCAGGAGAAAAUAUUGUCAGGGAGCUUCGACGGCUACCUGCGCAUAUGGGAUACCUCAGGACAACUAGUAGCCACCUCGAGUCCUACGUCUCAUGGCCAGCAUCCUAUUCAAUCCACCAAAUUCCUAUCACCUACAAAGCUCGUAUCCGCAGGCGACGACUGCUGCGUGCGAAUAUGGAACCACAGCAACCCCACUAACACGGACAACCCCUCCGCCACCGCCUCCAUAACCCCCUCUCUCGAGCUCUACGGCCACCACGGCGCCAUAAAUGCCAUAUCCGUGCACGCGCCGACCUCCCGCAUCCUGUCCGCCUCCAGCGACCACACCCUCGGCCUCUGGAGCACUCAAAAAUCCUCCGCGCCCGCCGCACCCUCGGAUCUCUUCCCCGAAAACUCACCCUCCCUGACCUCCUCCAACAAACGUCGCAAGAUCUCCCAACCGACCCCUCCCCCACCCCGGCGCGGCCCCCUCUCCCUGCUCACGGGGCACGCGCAACAAGUCUCCUCCGCCGUCUUCGCCCCCAACGACGCCAGCGUCGCCUACUCCGCCUCCUGGGACCACAGCCUCAAGACCUGGGAUCUACCGACUGUCACCUGCGUCGACACACGCACGACCGCGCACCCGCUCUACAGCCUCCUCGCGCUCUCCGGCAUCACCCUCCUGGCCGCCGGCACCUCCGCGCGGCACAUCACGCUCAUCGACCCGCGCACCAGCGCGCGCAGCAUCGCGGCCCUGACGCUGCGGGGCCACUCCAACGCGGUUGUGGCGCUGGCGCAGGAGCCGGGGAGCUGGUACGGGCUGGUGAGUGGCAGCUAUGAUGGGAGUUGUCGGGUGUGGGAUGUGAGGUCCGUGAGGCCUGGAGGCGCGGACAUCGGGGGAGGUCAGGUCGGGGAGAGUGUUUAUCGGAUUGGGAGGGAGAGUUUGGGGGGGAAGAGGGAGCCGAGCGGGGGCGAGGGGGUUAGGGUGUUUGGGGUUUGUUGGGAUAAACAACUCGGGAUAUUGAGCGCGGGGGAGGAUAAGAGGGUGCAGGUUAAUAAGGGGAGCUAG